Adelges cooleyi (spruce gall adelgid) is the source of this 1041-nucleotide messenger RNA. Its product is annotated as ciliogenesis-associated TTC17-interacting protein-like. The transcript is spliced from 6 exons. NCBI's taxonomy places the organism in Eukaryota, Metazoa, Arthropoda, Insecta, Hemiptera, Adelgidae. Bases 1 to 1041 code for a protein of 346 amino acids. The record is from RefSeq and is a predicted model, not a curated record.
AUGGAUUUCUAUACAGUAGAUGCUGAAGACUUAAAUGAGUUUAUGGUCCGCAAAAUAAAGAACACAGCUAACGAAACGAAAAACAAUAAUUAUUUUGGGUAUGUGACGAAAAUAUGCUUUAAAGAAACUCUGGACAUUAUUGAUGCAGACGGACGAAUCAUAGGCGAAUUUACUGCUAAAAUACGAGAGUCAUACUCCGAUUUAGCUUCUAGAUCGUUGAUCAUUAGUGUACAUUCGUCGAAAAUGUACGAAGGUAACAAAGACAUCGAAAUGAGUCUUAUAACUAAUUGCACUAUUGAUUUCCAUACAUUCGAGGAAAAAUGGUCACAAUUAUCAAAGAAUCAGUGUAAAACACUAAUGAUCUCGCGUAGCAGUAAUGAAAAAACGAUUAACGUUAACGUAACAUCGAAUAACGAUGAACUUUUGGAUCAGAAGCGAAUUAUUCCUAUAGAAUUUACUGAGAAAAUGUUAACUGAGGGAAUGAAUGUUGCAUACAUGCGUUACUUGGCCAUUAUCGGAUACAAUGGUACGAUACACAACAAGGCCGCUAUUUCUAUAAACGGGAAACUUUACAAGGCGAUCUACGUGUGUUCCUCGGAAGAUUCGCACCAAAUCAAUAGUGUAUGCAUUCCUGUGUACAUUAUUAAAAGAACGUUAUACAGAGAUGGAAUGCCGCAAUCACAAAACAUUGACAUGACAUCGGUAUUAAGUCGUGCGGGUUAUUUGCUGGAGCAUUCUUGGAACAUGCAUGAAAGUAGCAGGAAAAUGAAGAUUCCAAAGUCAUUGGUAGUAAUGGAUAACGGUGAAAUGUGCAUGGAUUCUUUAAUUAACUUAAGAAACAACUGGGAAAGAGAUAUUCGAUUUAAAUCUCUGUACUUGGAUAAAGUAACGGAAAUCAAAUCACAGUACAAUAGUUACUUGAAAAAUAACGUGCUAGUGAAAGAAAUGAUAGUCGAUUAUAUAAAGGAAGUAUUGUCGAUUAAACCCGAAAACGUGUUGAAAUUUUCUAUAGAAUAUUUUGAAAACAUACAAGAAAAGUGA